CUUUAAUAUAAUUAUUAAUCAACUCGAUCCCAUCCUAUCCAGCCUAACUAGCUGGCCUACUUAUCAUCAACAGGCCGAUAUAAACCAGCUGAUCCAGCAAGUUAAACAAAUUGCAUAUAUGCAGUAUUAUAAUUCCAUAUAGCUGUUUUACUCAAUCUCCGAUAUGAUCACGAUGGCAAGUGCCGCAUUAUUAUUAUUAUUAUUAUUAUUUAUGAUAUUUAGCUUCUUGGGUUGUUUUUGUUAUAUGAAGAUGAAGAUGGAAAGCAGCAGCCGGUCGGCGAUUCCAAGGAAGUGGGCAGUAGUGGGAAUGUUGCCCGGGCUUCUAUACAACGCUCACCGACUGCACCAAUUUGUCACUGAUAUUCUGAAAGAGAGCGGAGGGACAUUUGAGUUUAAAGGACCUGUGUUGGGUAACUUGGACAUGCUUAUUACCUGCGACCCUGCUAACAUCCACCACAUCCUCAGCCGGAACUUCUCCAACUAUCCAAAAGGCCCUCAGUUUCGACAAAUAUUUGAUGUUUUGGGGGACGGCAUUUUCAAUGUGGAUUCCCAGUUGUGGGAGUUUCACCGUAAAACCACCCUCUCCUUCUUCAAUCAUGCCCACUUCCACACCUUGCUAGAGACUAAUGUGUGGCACAAGGUUCAGAAUGGGUUGUUGCCGCUUCUGGAUUCUUUUGCGGAACAGGAAGCCCAGUUUGAUUUGCAAGACGUUUUCCAGCGCUUCACCUUUGACACCAUCUCUAAGCUCGUCCUCCACCAUGACCCUGGAAGCCUCUCCCUUGGCUUGCCAUAUAUUCCAUGCGAGAAGGCCUUCAAUCCUAUGGUGGACGCCCUUCUGUACAGGCAUAUACUUCCGGAGAGCUGCUGGAGGUUACAGAAAUGGCUGGGGAUUGGCAAAGAGAAGAAGCUUAUUCAGGCGUGCCGGGCUUUUGAUCAAUAUAUAUACUCCUGCAUUAAUAAACAACGCCUCCGCCAAGAGGAGCUGAUGAUGAUGAUGAUGGCGAGCACAAAUAUUAAUAAUGACAACUCGGAAGACUUUAGCUUGUUCACCGCUUACGUACAAGCAUACAAGCAGCAGGAGCAACUCACUACUAGUACUGGUUCUUCACUAGUGAAGUUUCUGAGGGACACUUUCUUAAGUUUAAUGUUUGCAGGGAGAGAUACAACCAGCUCAACUCUCACUUGGCUUUUCUUCCUGCUCGCCCAAAAUCCCUUGGCUCAGGCAAACAUCCGAGAUGAGAUUGAAAACAAAUUGAAUCUUCAUCUUCUGCAGAAACAAGAUAAAAAGUUGUUGUUUUUGAAGGUAGAAGAAUGCCAGAAAUUAGUGUAUCUGCACGGUGCACUGUGUGAAUCCCUGAGACUGUUCCCACCUGUGGCCAUUGAGCAUAAGGUGUCGGCAGGGAUGGACGUCCUCCCUAGUGGGCAUCUGGUCAAGCCCAACACCAGAAUGAUACUCUCAUUCUAUUCAUCAGGAAGGAUGGAUUCAAUAUGGGGCGAAGAUUGCAUGGAGUUCAAGCCAGAGAGGUGGAUUUCAAGCAAAGGGAGAAUCAAGCACGAGCCUUCCUACAAGUUUCCGGCAUUCAACGCCGGACCCAGGACUUGUUUAGGUAAAGAAAUGGGUUUGGUUCAGAUGAAAAUGAUUGCUGCAAUCAUCUUACACCAUUAUGAGUUUCAAGUGGUGGAUUCUCAUUCAGUUUCUCCCAGUGAUUCAAUCAUCAUUCAAGCUAAACAUGGCUUGAAAGUCAAAUUUACCAAACGAAAUACUGCAUGACACUUUGUCUGUAUAUGUUCGUUCGUUCGAGUCCCCACGCUCAGCAGUAAUAUAAGGUAAGCUAAGUUUACACUCUGGAAAUAAAGCAUAUUUACUGCUACAAUAAUUCCAAAUGCUUAAUUUAUUAUUUGUUUACACAGUAGUAGUAGUAUCUGCUCAUAUUGUAACAGUUCCUACCCAUUAUAAUUUCAUCAAUUUACAUUCUAUAAGCUAGCUAGGCAUAUAUAUGUA
This is a messenger RNA of Ipomoea nil (Japanese morning glory), 2002 nucleotides long. RefSeq names its product alkane hydroxylase MAH1-like. NCBI's taxonomy places the organism in Eukaryota, Viridiplantae, Streptophyta, Magnoliopsida, Solanales, Convolvulaceae. The transcript has a single exon. Gene Ontology annotation, molecular function: monooxygenase activity; iron ion binding; heme binding. The coding region runs from base 164 to 1771 and encodes 535 amino acids. The record is from RefSeq and is a predicted model, not a curated record.